AAUGCGGUCACCAUUACUUCUACAGCAGCAACUAGCCGUUUCGGGCUAUCCAACGAACGACAGGCGUUCACCGGCUCUUUCGAAUUAUAUUCAACCCCAUGUACCGGCUUAUGGAACCGCUACGAAGACCCGACGAUACCAAGGGCUUCCGCCAGGUGGGCCCGUUGCUCGUCUACGAGUCGUUUCUAACGACUCUUCCUACCGCAAUUCUUCAGAUGUAGAAUUGGAAAGACCGCCUUCAUCUUAUGAAUCACUAAGAAAUCGAGCGACUGAUGCUAAGAACAAAAUGCAUUUGCACAAAACAAUGUUGGACCGCUAUUUACCAAUUUCCUUUGGUCCUGAAAAUGCUGUGGAAUAUGAGGUCGAGUUUAAAUUUGAUGAGUUGGCUCAGCGGAUGCCGUCUUUGGAUCCUCGGAGGCCAACACGGUAUUACAGGGGUUCAUCUUUACCUCCGCCUUCUCGUGGUACCACCAACAAUAAGAGUUUUGCGGAGUCUUAUAGACCUGGAAUGUCCGAUACAAGGAAGAAACUUCGACAAGUUAUUUGCCAAGCAAAAAAGGAUCCCCACUACUUUGCUUGA
Molecule: messenger RNA, 580 nt
Organism: Dimorphilus gyrociliatus
Lineage: Eukaryota; Metazoa; Annelida; Polychaeta; Dinophilidae
Source: the annotation of a GenBank genome assembly